Molecule: messenger RNA, 2730 nt
Organism: Diplodia corticola
Lineage: Eukaryota; Fungi; Ascomycota; Dothideomycetes; Botryosphaeriales; Botryosphaeriaceae
Product: glycosyltransferase family 20 protein
Exons: 4
Coding region: 1-2730 (909 amino acids)
Biological process (GO): trehalose biosynthetic process
Cellular component (GO): alpha,alpha-trehalose-phosphate synthase complex (UDP-forming); cytosol
Molecular function (GO): catalytic activity
Source: RefSeq, a predicted model, not a curated record
AUGCCGACUUUUGUCGUCUCGCUCUUCCUACCGUACACGAUUGACUUUCACGAGCUGCCGUCACCAGCCAGCCGGCGCCCAAGCCCGCCGCCUCGUGCCGUGACGCGCGUGGACAGCAAUCCGGACCUGGCGGAGCAGAAAGCCAGUCUUUUCGCUCAGCCCACGCCGCCUGCCACCCCGUCCGCGAGUGCAAGGCAUGAGGAGUUCUUUGCUCAGGUCCAGCCAAGCGUAAACACACAUUUCCCGAAGCCGCACGAUCCUAGAUCGCUCGUUCGCAGCGACGCCCACGUCCCUGAAUGGGGCAGUGGUCUCUUCUUCAACCAGCCGCGCUCUCGCGCUGCCGCACCGCCGCCCGAUGACAUUUUGAAAUACUCGAAACAACAGGAAGGUCUCGCUCAGCGCAAGUCACGUCGGUCGCCGAAGAGGGCAAGCAUAAGCAGCAUCUCCCGGAACUCCAGUGGGUCCAGACAGCGCUGGUCUUCGGGCUGGACCGUGGAACCGGCCGUCCAGGGUAACGGCGGUCUAGCGAAUGCUGUCCGCGCCGCCAUCACUACCGGCACCAUGGAGGACGUCUUCUGGGUCGGCACCGUGGGGUUCCCCACUGACGCGCUCGAUGACGGCAAGAAGGAUGAGAUCCAUGCCAAGCUCGAGUCCGAGUACGACGCUCUUGCCGUGUGGGUCGACGACAACGACUUCGAUGGCCACUACGCCCACUACUGCAAGACCAUCCUCUGGCCCGUCUUCCACUACCAGAUUCCCGAUCACCCCAAGAGCAAGGCCUAUGAAGACCAUUCGUGGAUCUACUAUGAGCAUGUCAACCAAGCCUUCGCGGACAAGAUCGUGAAGAGCUACAAGCGUGGCGACAUCAUUUGGAUCCACGACUAUCACCUUCUGCUGGUCCCCGGCAUGGUUCGGAAAAAGUUGCCCGACGCCCAAAUUGGCUUUUUCAUGCACACGGCCUUCCCGUCGUCCGAGGUCUUCCGAUGCCUGGCUGUGCGCAGGCAGCUUCUGGAGGGAAUGCUCGGCGCCAACCUCGUCGCCUUCCAGUCGCGCGAAUACGCGCACCACUUCCUUCAGACCUGCAGUCGCAUUCUUGUGGUAGAAGCUACCAACGACGGCGUCCAGUUGGAGAACCGCUUCGUCAACGUGGCUUGGCUGCCCAUUGGCAUUGAUCCCAAAGGCCUGGAAGCUGCUCGCGAAGAUCCCAGCGUCAAGGAAUGGAUCCAGGUCAUGCAAGAGCGUUACAAGGGCAAACAGCUCAUUGUCGCCCGCGACAAGCUGGAUGCUGUCCGCGGUGUCCGACAGAAGUUGCUGGCUUUCGAGCUUUUCCUCAACAAGUACCCCGAGUAUCGCGAGAAGGUUGUCAUGAUUCAAGUUGCCACGUCGACGACCGAGAAUUCCGAGCUGGCGAUGACGGUCUCAGACAUUGUGACUCGCAUCGAGUCAACUCACUCGACUUUGGCGCAUCAGCCGCUUGUGUUCCUGAGACAGGACAUCUCCUUCUCCCAGUACCUGGCCCUGCUGUCGGUCGCUGAUGCCCUGAUGAUCACGAGUCUUCGCGAGGGCAUGAACCUUACGGCGCACGAGUACAUCGCCUGUCAGGAUGGUAAAGCCAGCGAGAAGAAAUGCGGACCGCUGAUUCUUAGCGAGUUCACGGGCAGCGCAUCCAUCUUCAACGGCAACGAGCUCUCUGUCAAUCCUUGGGACUACCAGAAGUGUGCCGAGGCGAUCAAGACUGCGCUGGAGAUGGAUCCGGAUGAGAAGGAACGGAGAUACACCAGACUCCGUAACGUGGUGAUGCACCACACGGGUGAGUAUUGGUGCACGACCUUGACCAAGACGCUCGCCAGAGUUCACGAGGAGCACUUCAUGCGCGACACCAUGUCGAUUCCCCGCCUUUCAGUGCACCAGCUGUGCGAAAAAUACAAGAGAUCUGAACGGCGUAUCUUCAUCUUGGACUACGAGGGCACGCUUGCGUCGUACGGCUCGCCGACCAGCAUCAUCAUGACCAGCCCACAGCGGGUCAUCGAUGCCCUGAACGAGAUUCUGAUGGAUGACAAGAAUCUUGUCUACGUCAUGAGCGGCCGUACUCCAGAGGAACUCGAGCGUCUGUUCAGCCGGGUGCCUGGUCUGGGCAUCAUUGCCGAGAACGGAUGCUUCGUGCGCGAGUUUGGCAAGGAAGGCUGGACGGCAUUUGCCGACACGUCAAAGGUUGACGAAUGGAAAGACAGCGUCAAGGGUAUCCUUCAAUACUACCUGGAGCGGGUCGAGGGCAGCUGGCUCGAGGAGCGCCACUGCUCCCUAUUCUUCCACUACGACAAGGCAGACGACUUCGAUGCUGCUGCCACGCAGGCGGGAGAAUGCGCGACUCACAUCAACGACGUUUGCGAGUCGGCCCAUGUCCAUGCUGUGCCAAUCGACAAGAGCAUCCUGAUCGAGCCGCUGGACUGGAGCAAAGGUAGCGCUGCCACGCACAUCUUCAACAAGCUCCACAAGAACAAUCUUGACAAGGGAGCGAGCUCUCCGGCCGACUUCCUCGUGGUUGCGGGCGACGAUCGCGAGGACGAGGUCAUUUUCCGCUGGGCUAACAAGCUUGCUACGACGGGUGUGAUUCGGGAUGUGACGACCGUCAGCGUCGGCACACGGAACACGGAAGCCAUGGCCACUCUGACCCAAGGCACCACUGGCCUCCUAUCGGUUCUCCAGAAACUAGCCAAGCUUUCAGACUGA